This is a messenger RNA of Pyricularia oryzae 70-15, 1972 nucleotides long. RefSeq lists its product as uncharacterized. Gene Ontology annotation, cellular component: nucleus; Ino80 complex. Lineage: Eukaryota; Fungi; Ascomycota; Sordariomycetes; Magnaporthales; Pyriculariaceae. The record is from RefSeq and is a predicted model, not a curated record. The coding region runs from base 139 to 1590 and encodes 483 amino acids. The transcript has 2 exons. Gene Ontology annotation, biological process: chromatin remodeling.
UGCUGAUGCUCAGCUAGCAUGGAUCAGAUUGCCGAAUCGUCACGAGAGUUUUUGUAGCCAAAAAAGCGCGAACGCGAACCGUGUCAUCACAUUUGAAUCAAUCGAGCUCCAAUUGUCGCCCUCAAUUGCACUUUUUGCAUGACCACACCAUCAGCAUUGAACCAUCGCCAUUACCUUACCAUCACCUGCUUUGCGAUGGAGGAAAGUACAGAACGCGACGGCAAAGUCGGAGAAUGGAUUAAAAAGCACGACUCCGAAGACCAGGUCGAGCCUAAUGAAGAAGACUCGGAUGGAGAGAUGGAAGAGGCAGCCGACGCACCAGAAGAGGACGGCCCAGCACCAAAGCAGUCGUACAAAUCAUGGAAGAAAAAAUAUCGAAAGAUGCGCGACGCUUUUGAGCGAAAGAUGCGCGAGGGCGAAGAGAUCUACAGGCGAGAAAUGCGCGCAAUCGAGACGAACAAACGCAUAGCCAUCGAGAUAGACCGUCUGCUCGACCUGUUACUCGAGGUCAACAAUACGCCUCAGAUCCCUCCAGAAAAGCGCUUCGACCUGAGCAUCCCCUUCUCGUCUGCUGGCACCUCCGACAUCCUACCAGGCGAAAUGUACCUGCCCAUCGACAUGCCCGGGAAUGACAGGGCCCGCGGUGCCGAAAAGCCAUCACAGGCACUGCGCGACAUGCUCGUGGAGAUCCCACAUCACCGAUACGCUGCCGCCGCAGAGCUAUUCCCUAACGUUGUCAGCGACCUUGAGGCCGGUGUGGGCGGCGAAGGCCCUGGCGCCGAUAUGCUCGCCUCGGCUAGUCACCAGCAUCCAGCCUCUUUCCUCACGGCUGACGACAUCGACAACUACCUCUGGGAGCUGGACCAGCGCAUCGCCGAGGACCGGCGCGAUCGCGGCUUGUCCCCGCUACCCGUCGUGCCAACCCUCGCUCCCAAGGCUCGCGAUCCCACCGGCAGUGCAGGAGCAACAGCAGCAGCAACUUCUGCAACCGCCGACCCCAACGCCGCCGCGCGCGACUUUGCCCUCCGCAACCCUACCAGCGUCUACAAUUGGCUGCGCAAGCACGCACCAAAGACCUUCCUGCAGGACGCCGAGGCAACCUCAGUCGUCGAUGUCGACGCCGCCGAGACGCCGCACCCAGAGCGCCCAUCUGGGUCCCGCAGCCGGGCCAAGUUCGAGCCCGCUAAGCGAGGCGGCAAGGUAGCCACCCCGGCAAGCACGCCCACCACUGCCACCAAGCGCGCCUCUGGCGUCGCCCGCGGUGCUGCUAAGCGCUCACGCCAGUCGGCCGUCACCACGGCCGACGUGGCCGACGAGGCUAAGGACGAAGAGGGCGAGGAGAUGGCGCUUGACGAAACGGCGGCGGCGACUCCAACCGCUGCUAAGGGCAAGCGCAAGCGCGCCGCUGACGACGACGCGGGCUACAGGCCUAAGGGGGGCUCCGCACGGCCGAGCAAGAAGAAGCGGAAGAGCGAGGCCGGGGACGCGACACCAACGUCUGCUAGGUCCGGCAAGACUGCUAAGACCAAGGCUGCUGCCGUCGCUGAUGCUGAUGCUGACGAGGAUGCUGCUAUCGAGGAUGCAGAGUAAUUUUCCCAUGUUCUAUUUCUCUUUUGUUUUUGGUUCAUCUCAUUGUUUCUAGCCCGGGACGCGGGAAAAGGGAAACAUGGGUACUCUCUAUUCGUGUGGGAGUCACACAACGUAAUGGAGCAUUGGCGUUUGGCGUUUGGGCAUUUUUCUCUAAUCGGCGGGAGUUUUCCUAAUGAAUUCCUAGCGGUUUUCAAUAAAUUUAGAAUCUCAUGUACGAAUAGCUUGUUUUAUCAAAACAAAGGACUGCAUGAGGCUGUCACUGCGUAGCUUUUAUUCUUUGCUUUACAUUUCGCCUGCGUUUUAUGUUUUGUCAUAGACCAUUUGAGCCCAUUGGUCAAUAAUAUCAUGAUCAGAUGCGAGGUGAAUUGAAAUCCAAGAUGGA